Molecule: messenger RNA, 357 nt
Organism: Fusarium odoratissimum NRRL 54006
Lineage: Eukaryota; Fungi; Ascomycota; Sordariomycetes; Hypocreales; Nectriaceae
Exons: 1
Coding region: 1-357 (118 amino acids)
Source: RefSeq, a predicted model, not a curated record
AUGGAGAAGUCCCUCACUCUGGGGGAUGCAUGCAAGAUGCUGGAGCUAUAUUUUGACGGGCGUUUCAGAUAUAUUGGCCCCCAGGGACCCAUUCUGGACCUCUACCAGCUCUUUCACCACUAUAUACCCUCGCGUGUCUACGCAACAGUUAACCGCAUCAAAGGAAACGAAAUAGGGGAAAGACAAGCCAUGAAAACAUGGAAAGUUGUUCGUGGUAUGAACACUGUCUUCAAGCCUUACACGAAUUAUACGCAUGAUUUCCGACCUGAAGGUCCAAGUGCUGAUUUCGACCCGGCAAAAUACAUGCAUGUUAUUUGCCAAGGCGUGCAUACGAAUCUCAUGCAGUCUAAGCUCUGA